AUGGGGGUUAUAUCUCAAUUUUCCGUGGCAGCCGCUGAUGAAAUACUGUGCAAGCUUUCGCAGAUACAGAAAACUCUGAGCCAACUGUUGGAUUGGUCAAAAUCAAUAACGCAGGAGAUUCGCUUACUACCCCCCGGUCCAGCCAUAACGACGACUCCGCUUCCACCUUCUGCAAUGUUUGAGGACUGCAAUUCUGACCAUGAGGCUGAUGAUUUUGACCCAAGCUUGCCCGAGGAUUGGGAGCGAACAUCAAUGACGGUAAAUCAAGCGGAAGCUAGAUCUGUAUGUUUAUUCGUGUCUUCUUGUGAGGACAGAGAAUGCACUAAUACAGUCUAUGAAGUGAAAUUCAAACACAAAGCAGAAAUUGCUCAUGAAAACCCAGUAGUUAGACAAGUUGCCAAGUUCCGCGAGGGUUCUUGCCUUGACGCUGCACGGAUUUUCAACCACUCCAAAUUAUACUGCAUUGGACAAGAUGGUGGAUUUAUUGUUGACACGAGGAGUUGGUCAAAUGUUUAUUAUCUUGCAUGUCCGUCAACCUUCUCACCAGUUACAGGGCACUCCUUUGGGAGAUAUAAUCAUGAUCAUAAGGUUUGGGAACAAAUGCCUUCUUUUCCAUUUUAUGAUGAUUAUGACCCUACUAUGCAAAUGAUUGGUUAUGCUGUUUGUUAUGGAGUUAUUUUGUUUUCAUUGUCUGGCUCGAGGGAGGGGAGUUUCAGUAUUGUUGCUUUUCACGUGGAUAGAAGGGAUUGGAAUCGAGUGAAAAUUGACACUUCUGCUCAUAGUGCUCCUCUUUUUGAAGGGAGGGCUGUGGUUGUAGAUGAGACUAUCUAUGCCUUAUAUGGGGAUAUAAUUAUUAAAGCAUUCUCCUUUAUGAGGGAACAAUGUGAUGUUAAUGGUAUUUCAUAUUCCCUAAGGCAACUAUUUACAGUGCAAGGCCUUGAUAUUGCACGUCCGUUGCUGCCAUGCCUUCACGAUAGGACACAAUAUUUGGUUCAUUUGGGAAACCAUGACUUUUUCUAUGUACAGACUGGCUGGUGCGAUUCACAUCCCAGGAUUCAAUAUGUUAGUAUCACCACGUUUGAAAUUGGUCUUGGAAAAGGAGGAAAACAUAUUAUCAAGACCAUAGAUUCAUUUGUUCAUUCUGUGGAUAUCAAGGGCUCUGAAUGGUUCGAUCUUGUUUUUUGCUUCUCACCGUAA
Prunus armeniaca (apricot) is the source of this 1197-nucleotide messenger RNA. Lineage: Eukaryota; Viridiplantae; Streptophyta; Magnoliopsida; Rosales; Rosaceae. The record is from the annotation of a GenBank genome assembly.